Molecule: messenger RNA, 3450 nt
Organism: Glossina fuscipes
Lineage: Eukaryota; Metazoa; Arthropoda; Insecta; Diptera; Glossinidae
Gene: wnd
Exons: 8
Coding region: 258-3410 (1050 amino acids)
Biological process (GO): protein autophosphorylation
Molecular function (GO): ATP binding; JUN kinase kinase kinase activity
Source: RefSeq, a predicted model, not a curated record
CGAAUUUAUACUACGAGCAUAGCGAUACCAUACGAAAAAGAGAAUCACUGUGGGUGUAUAAAAGAUUGGAUCACGAUCGAAUAUAUAUAUAUAAAUAUUUAGUUAUACGCGCAUAUUAAAUAAAAAGAUAAAUAGAUAUGUAACACAAUAACAAAUAAUAACAUAAUUUAAAAACGUGCUUGCGAUUCGCAAAUAUAUCGAAGUAAACCUAACUUUAUAAAAUUAUUUACUUAUACGCUUUGAGAAAGUGUUUCAACAUGGUGUUUUACAUUCCAAUGUUUGGGCGUAAUUUUGAACCACCACAUAAAUCGAAUGAAGUGAAAAGUGUGGCUUGCAUUCAGGAUGAGCUUAAUAAUUUAGGGUUAGCGCCCCCGAAACUGCCAUAUAAAGCGGAUAUUAUAUCUCAUCAUCACAAUCAUCAUCAUCAACAUGAAUUACAAAUGAGUGAUAGUAGUGCGGAGAAUUCCUGCCAACACCGGUGGCCUCCCACCGGAGGAUCAUUCGCUCAUUCAGAGAAACCUAUAGGUUGGAUGUAUGGCUUAUUGGGCUGUAUGAAACCGGUGCUAUCCUUUAUUGGUAAGGCCGGCGUGAUAGAGAUUAAAAAUCAAAAAACCGAAGAUUGGGAGAUACCGUUCGAGGCCAUAACUGAUUUACAUUGGCUGGGUAGCGGAGCACAAGGAGCCGUCUUUAGUGGUCGUUUGAAAAAUGAAACAGUAGCCGUUAAAAAGGUGAAAGAUGUCAAAGAAACGGAUAUUAAACAUUUAAGAAAAUUAGAUCACGAGAAUAUCAUCAAAUUUAAAGGUGUUUGUACGCAAUCCCCGGUGUUUUGCAUUAUAAUGGAGUUCUGCCCUUUUGGACCAUUGCAGAAUAUUUUAAAGACCGAAAAAGUAAUGAAACCGUCCCGCCUAGUUUCUUGGUCGAAACAAAUCGCUUUGGGUAUGCAAUAUUUGCAUUCACAUAAAAUUAUUCAUCGGGAUCUGAAAAGUCCUAACAUACUAAUAAGUACAAACGAAACGGUCAAAAUCAGUGAUUUCGGCACCAGUCGUGAGUGGAACGAGAUCAGUACAAAAAUGAGUUUCGCUGGCACGGUGGCCUGGAUGGCUCCUGAGGUCAUACGCAAUGAGCCUUGCUCAGAAAAAGUAGACAUUUGGUCGUAUGGCGUGGUGCUUUGGGAGAUGCUAACGUGCGAGAUACCGUAUAAAGAUGUUGAUUCAUCAGCUAUUAUCUGGGGUGUCGGCAAUAAUGCAUUAAAGCUUCCUAUACCUUCUACUUGUCCUGAAGGUUUUAAACUUUUAAUUAACCUUUGCUGGCACGUUAAGCCACGUUGCCGUCCGUCGUUUCGUCACAUUUUGUCACACUUGGAAAUCGAUGGACCCAUACUUUUGCGCAAAUCUGAGAAAAAAUAUUUUGAAUCGCAACUUUCCUGGAAAGAAGAAGUGAGAUCUCACAUGAAAGAUAUGACACAGAAUCGCACCAGUAUUCAUAAAUUUGAACAAGACCUGAUAAGACGGCGUAGAGCCGAAUGGCGUCAUGCUCACGACAUACGUAUGGUCUAUGAGAGCAAAUUGGAGAAAACGAACCGUUUAUAUUUGGAAUUGAGUGAAUGUAUGUCGCAGAUACAAGAAAAAGAAAAAGAAAUAGCGGAGAGAGAAAAAAAGAUCCCCGGUUACAAGCAACCACGACGGUUUACGUUCCGCAAAUUUCAAAAUUGCCGCCGAAAACCUAUUAUUAAUUCCAUGAUGAUGGUCUCCAAUAAUUUAGGGCAGCAAUCGCAGCAGUUGCAUCAGCAGCAACAACAACAAUCAUCAACACCUGAUCCUGAAACUACUCCAGAUAGUCCUGUUAGAUGCGACCUCUAUGCUCAACUGGAUAGUUGCUCUCUCCAACCAAAAUCAUACUGUGUGAUUCCGCAAAAGAAUAAGAAGUCUACGCGCCAUCGAAGAAUCGGCUCGGGUGGUUUCGCGCCCGCCCCUAAAUACAGUCCUUGUCGCGAUCGUCGCUAUCAAAGUGAACCAGAAAACCGUAAAGUUCAACUGGUUGACACAGAAACUCAAACGGAUGCGAUGGAUGUCAGUGAAACAGAUUUCAGUCCAAGCGUUUGCUUUUCACCUCAUAAUAACCCUAUGCCUCUUGCACACUGCCCCGAAAUUUUUGAUCCACAGUCCCUUAACCAAAAAUCUUGCCGGCAAAUAAAUGAACCACGUACAGCUCCAGUUCAACAGGUCGACAAACUAAUACAACAACAACAACAACAACAGCAGCAACUUUACAACUCGUCCUCGCCAACAAUAACACCCACAAGUCCAAAUGGCAACUCAUUGCCUGCCUGCUCUAGUCCGGAUCAAUUAUUGGACGAUUUUAUGAACAGUAAUGAACGUCUCGACGAUUGUUGUAGUGACGAUGAAAAUCUAGAAAAUCUCGGCCGCAAGGUAAUCGAACUCAUCAAUGAAAAUCGUUUAUCGAUGCAAACAUUAUCACCAGCCACCGGUAUUAACACCACUACGAAUGCAAUUACAGUAAUAAAUAAUCAUCAGAUUACUACUAGAGGAAAUUCCAAUGUACAGUCGCCUGCGACAUUAUUGGAAAAUGGUAAUUCGCAAAUUAUACAAAAUGAUGAUUGCAUCAAAGGGCAUAGCGUGGAAAUGCUGUCACCACAUUUGUCGCUAUGUGCUGGCUUCCAUAGAAACUCUGGCCGACAGCAAACCAACAGUGAUGUAGUAACUGUUUCCAAUGCAAAUGGAGACUCUAAAGAAGACCUUUGUGAGGAUAGUUGGUCGGACGAAGAAGGUGAAGAUACCGACUACAAUUAUUCAUUGAAAAGGCGAAGUAUUGGACGCUUGCCAAUCGGCCGGGGUAUGCGUGCCAGACGAUGUUAUAAACCUCCAAACGCUCAAAAGAUUGCCAUACAUAAACGUAAUUCAGCCAUUAUAUCAGAUGAGGAAAACACAUCUGAGUACAGCCAUUCACCGUCCAGUCAACAUUCAACGCUCGAAAGUAACCCUGAUGUACCAGAAGCAUUACAAAAAAUGAAAGCUGCUGCUGCAGAAGUUAGUUCUAAUGACUCUUGUACGUCGCAGAUAAUACCGGAAAAUACUAUGAAAAAUAUUAGCGCAGAAGCAGGCGAUUCCGAGUCUGAGGCGAGUGAAACUGAAUCCGAAGAAGAUGAGUCAGAUGAAAUGCCGACAAUUUCCUCAGUUCAAAAUAGAGCACAGCAACAAGCGCAACAACAUAAAUCGCGUAAUCCAUUGUCUCAAUUAGUAAAACAUGGAAAUCCAUCUUCCUUUAACAAUAGUAAGAAGCAUUUAACGCCAUACAGUAGUAUGCAAAUUAAACAAACGACAACCAUUAACCAAAAUGAUGUUAUCUCUAUACCGACCUUUGAUAAAGACGGCACUGUUAAUAUGGUUUAAAUACACAUUAAAGAUAAAAAGGGGGAGUAAGAGAAGCGGU